Molecule: messenger RNA, 2535 nt
Organism: Colletotrichum fioriniae
Lineage: Eukaryota; Fungi; Ascomycota; Sordariomycetes; Glomerellales; Glomerellaceae
Product: beta-glucosidase
Biological process (GO): glucan catabolic process
Molecular function (GO): beta-glucosidase activity
Source: RefSeq, a predicted model, not a curated record
AUGACUAUCUCCCACAUUCCAAGCAAAGUAGCCAUUUUCGACGUAGAAGAUGUCUUGGAGAAAUUGACCAUUCAAGAGAAGAUUGACCUACUUGCUGGUAUCGACUUCUGGCACACCAAGAGCGUUCCCAGUCUUGGAGUUCCCUCCAUAAGACUCUCUGAUGGUCCCAAUGGAGUUCGAGGUACAAGAUUUUUCAAUGGUGUGCCGGCAGCUUGCUUCCCCUGCGGCACUGGUCUAGCAGCAACUUGGGAUGCUGGCCUGCUCCGAGAAGCUGGAACGCUCAUGGGUCUCGAAGCGAAAGCCAAGGGGGCGCACAUUCUCCUAGGGCCCACGGUCAACAUGCAAAGAAGUCCAUUGGGAGGCAGAGGAUUCGAAUCAUUCUCCGAAGAUCCAGUUCUCGCAGGCGAAAGUGCCGCUGCAGUUGUCGCCGGCAUUCAGAGCACAGGAGUCCAGGCUGCUAUCAAGCACUUUGUGGGAAAUGACCAAGAGCACGAGCGAAUGGCUGUCGAUUCUCGCAUCACUGAAAGGGCUCUUCGGGAAAUCUACCUGCUGCCCUUCCAGAUUGCUGUGAGAGAUGCGAAUCCGGCGUCCUUCAUGACGGCUUACAAUAAGGUCAAUGGGCUUCAUGUGAGUGAAGACGCCCGUAUGCUCCAGAGCAUUUUGCGUGACCAAUGGAAAUGGGAAGGCCUGGUAAUGAGCGACUGGUAUGGCACAUACUCCACAAUCGAAGCUAUUCAGGCUGGUCUUGACCUGGAGAUGCCUGGACCUACGCGUUGGCGCGGCCAGCUGGUGAAGCACGCUCUGGCAUCGAGAAGACUGCUCCCCGAGACCGUCGAUGAACGCGUCCGCGCUGUUCUCAACGCUGUCCGCCGUGCAGCAUUGACGGGGAUUCCUGAAGGAGCGGGGGAGAACGGCCGAGAUCUUCCAGAGACUUCAGCCCUCCUUCGAAAGAUCGCGGGAGGCUCAAUCGUACUGCUAAAGAAUGAGAACUCUACCCUCCCUUUCAAGAAAGAAAAGACCGUACUCGUAAUCGGACCAAACGCGAAAGCAGCCGUCUACUGUGGUGGAGGAUCAGCUACGUUGAGACCCUAUUACGCAGUUACGCCAUUCGAUGCUAUCUACGAAGAAGCAAAGGAUGUGGUCUACUCAGUUGGGUGCUACGCUCACAAAAUGCUACCGAUUCUUGGCCCUCGACUGAAAACCGCAGACGGUCAGGUCGGAGUCACCUUCAGGGCUUACACCACACCUGAGACUGAUAGUGAUCGUCAACCAGUUGAUACACUGCAUCUCGUUGACACGAACAUGUACUUUGCCGACUACUACCACCCCGAUAUAACGGAAGAUCUAUGGUGGGGAGAGAUUGAGGCCUCGUUCACUGCCGAAGAGACAGGCGAUUUCGAGUUCGGACUUACUGUCCACGGAACUGCCAAUCUCUACAUUGACGGAGAGCUCGUGAUCGAUAAUGAGACUGUUCAAAGAGGUGGUGGAAGCUUCUUCAAUGUCGGUACCGUGGAGGAAACCGGAACCAAGGCAUUGGUCGCCGGGCAAACGUACAAUAUUACGGUCAAAUUCGCCAGCGGCGCAGCAUCUAAGGUCAAAGAUGCCGAUGGCGUGGUUUCCUUUGGCGGCGGCGGCGUUCGCAUCGGGGGCAUCGAAGUCCGUGACGCAGACGAGGAAAUUCGCCGCGCAGCGGAGCUGGCAAAGUCGGUGGACCAAGUUGUCAUUUGCGUCGGUCUCAAUGCGGAUUUUGAGCAAGAAGGCCAUGACCGUCCGCACAUGGAUUUGCCUGGAAGAACAGAUGACUUGGUGUCCGCUGUUGCUGCUGCCAAUCCAUCCACCACAGUCGUAGUCCAGUCAGGGACGCCAGUGACCAUGCCUUGGGCUGGUUCGGUAUCGGCAAUCAUCCAAGCGUGGUACGGUGGAAACGAGACGGGCAACUCCAUUGCAGAUGUCUUAUUUGGAGAAGUCAACCCCUCGGGCAAGUUGCCCUUGUCGUUCCCGGUCAGAGUUGAGGACAACCCGGCCUUCCUCAACUACCGAUCGGACCAAGGGCGAGUUCUUUACGGCGAGGACGUCUUUAUUGGGUACCGCUACUACGAGGCAGUCAAGAGAUCUGUUCUCUAUCCCUUUGGAUGGGGACUGUCUUACACGACCUUUAGCGUUGACGGCCUCAAGGUUUCUCACGGAGUCAUUGACGGUGAUGAGAAGAUUCUGGUGCGAGUCGAGUUGAACAACACUGGAAACGUCGAUGGGUCCGAAGUUGUACAGGUCUACGUUUCGCCCAAAAACCCCUCAAUUACGCGCCCUGGAAAGGAGCUUAAGGGAUUCUCAAAGACACAUGUUAAGGCGGGGCAGUCCGCUCAGGUAGAAGUUGUCCUGAGCAAAAAAUAUGCUCUCAGUUUUUGGGACGAACCGCGAAAACAGUGGGCUGUGGAGGCCGGGAAAUACGAUAUCCUAGUUGGCACCAGCAGCAUUGAGACGCCUCUCGUAGCCACAGUGAAGGUUGAGAAGACCAGCUGGUGGUCAGGUAUUUGA